GUGAUGGAAGGGACCCAGUCUCUCUUAUUGCUAAUUAGGAAUUCAGGCUUUUAUAAGAUGCUGUCUAGCUAGAUCGCCACAACCUUGCAUUAGAAGUUCAGAACAACCAUCCCUCCUCCCCAAAAGUAGAGAAGGAAUUCUUGUUUCAGGCUUUAAUAUUUCUUUCUCCCAUGGAAUUCUCUAGCACUAAGAGUUCAAAUUAUCAUACAAUCUACCAUGUUCACAAGCUGACAGUAUGGGAUAUAUUUAAGCUCUUAGUGUCGUGGAGAAGCGUAGAAAGUUAUCAGUUUGUACAGCACUGUCAUGAGCCUAACGAUUCUGAUGAGAAUUUCAUGAAUAAGGCUGGUUGGUUUACUGUUCUAGUCUGGAUGCUGCAGAAGAUGUUGAUAUGGUUCCAUGGACCAUUAAAAACACUGGGUCAUCUGGUGGAAGCUAUCUUGAAUUUGGUUUCUCGAAAUGGAGGCAUUGUGCAGUUGUUUCUGAAGACUAUAUCAGGAUCACUUCCGAAACCCAUAAAAGAAAACUCAAAAGAUUUCCAGUCAUUUCUCGCCCAUGUAGAUGGACGGAAGGAUCUCUACAAAGCGUCUUCCGGCCUUCUUAGCUCUCUACCGGCGGAGAUAGACGAGAACACCAUUAAGGAUAUAAAUGUUCAAGACCUCUGCAUGAUGGCAGCAAAAGUAGCCUACGAGAACAAAGCAUAUGCCACAGUCGUGGUUAAUAAACACUGGAAGAUGCACCUUGGGGGAUUCUUCCAGUUCUAUAAUGAUUAUACGAAAAAGAAUGAUACCCAAGCUUUCAUAUGCUGUGACAAGCCAAAGAAGGUUCGGUUGAUCAUUGUCUCAUUCCGUGGCACAGAGAUGUUCAAUGCUGAUGACUGGUUGACAGACCUGGACCUUUCUUGGAUCUCUUUCGGUGGAAUUGGAAGAGUUCAUUUAGGAUUCAUGAAAGCACUUGGCCUACAUGAAGAUGAAACGAAUGGAAUUCGGCCAAGGGAGUAUUCUGGGGAGAACAAUCUGGCAUACUACACCAUAAGACAGAAGCUGAGAGCAUUGCUGGAAGAAAACCCAGAUGCCAAGAUCUUAGUGACAGGACAUAGCUUAGGUGGUGCCCUUGCAAUCCUGUUUGUUUCUGGACUUGUGUAUCACCAGGAAGCUGCCUUGCUGAACAGCUUGCUGGGUGUCUACACAUUUGGGCAGCCCAGAGUUGGGGAUGAGAGUUUUGGGAGAUUGAUGGAAGCAAAGUUGAAGCAGAAGUACUUCAGAGUUGUGUACAGAUAUGACAUUGUUCCCAGGUUGCCUUUUGGUGACCCCAUUACACAGUUUGCCCACUUUGGAAAUUGCAUCUACUACAGUAGCUGGUACAAGGCACAGGUGUUGAGAGAAGAACCAAAUGAGAACUACAUCAAUCCUUUCUUCCUCAUUCCCAUGCAUUUCAAUGCUUGCUUGGACCUGCUUAGAGCCUUCUAUGUGGGUAGGAAAGGGAAAAGCUUUGAGGAGAAUUCCCUAUCUUUGUUUGUUAGGCUUAUAGGGAUUCUGGUUCCUGGUGUGAGUAGCCACUUUCCUAGGGACUACAUCAAUAGCGCAAGGCUGAGCACAACAAUUGACCAAGCAGAAGAAGAGAGAAAAGAUGAUUGAUUGAUUCUAAAGGGUUUUCAUUUUUUUUUUCCUCUGCAAAUAAGGGUUUUAAUUGUAAAGGGUUUUAAUUAUUUAAUUCAAAAUCCGCAUUCGAUAUUGAUUUGAAUUUAUUGCUGCAUUUCCUGUAAGAUAUAUUAGAAUAGUUUAUUGUUUUCAUCGGGUUGGA
Nelumbo nucifera (sacred lotus) is the source of this 1800-nucleotide messenger RNA. Its product is annotated as triacylglycerol lipase OBL1-like. Gene Ontology annotation, molecular function: triacylglycerol lipase activity. Gene Ontology annotation, biological process: lipid metabolic process. The record is from RefSeq and is a predicted model, not a curated record. Lineage: Eukaryota; Viridiplantae; Streptophyta; Magnoliopsida; Proteales; Nelumbonaceae.